This is a messenger RNA of Chaetomium fimeti, 1045 nucleotides long. RefSeq lists its product as uncharacterized. The coding region runs from base 159 to 842 and encodes 227 amino acids. NCBI's taxonomy places the organism in Eukaryota, Fungi, Ascomycota, Sordariomycetes, Sordariales, Chaetomiaceae. The transcript has 3 exons. The record is from RefSeq and is a predicted model, not a curated record.
GCAGGGUCUUCCAAGCCGUUGUUCAUCCCUGGAAAUUCUGUGUUGAAGUGGUUGUCUUUUAACUAGACCUCCACCGCCCGUCUUAACCAUUUGUCUCAUCCAAACUUCCUACAAAGAACACAUACACCAGACGGAUCGACGUACUUCACACCGCAAACAUGUCAUCGCCUCGGAGAAAGCAAAACCAGAAGGGCCCGGAGGAGCGGGAGGAGGAGCAACCACAGCAUCGCGCCACCGCCGAAGACGACGCGGAUGAGGACAACAACGAUAACAAUGACAUUCGGCGGCGGAAUGACGCCGAAGAAGGAGACGACUAUGACGAGGAGGACCCCGAGGACGAGGAACAGCAUGCGCUCGACGACGACUACCAGACGGGUGACGACCAAGACCAAGACCAGGACGAGGAGGACGAAGAGGACGGCGAGAACUAUCCGCGUCCCAAGAAGCAAAAAGAAGAAGAGGCAGACGAGCACAGCCCUGCCCUCUCGCAGCCCCCAACACCCAAGGCUGAUGAGAAGCCGCAACCCAAGUGGAUGCAGAAGAAGAAGAAGCCGAAGCAAGCCCAAGACCAGCAAGUGGAGCGCCGCCGCCGCCGCCGCCGUAACCGUUAUAGCGACGAGGAGACGGAGGACGAGGAGGACUAUGAUGACCAGAUCGCCUACCAACAGCAGCAGCGCCAGCAGCAGAUGCAAAUGCAACAACAGCAACAACAAAUGCAGCAACAGCAGGGCGACGGCGGUGGUAAGAACCCGCUCAAGCUCCGGCUGGACCUGAACUUGGAGAUCGAGAUCGAGCUCAAGGCGCAUAUCCACGGCGAUUUGACGCUGGCUUUGCUUAACUGAGCAAUUAUUGAGAGAAUAGCACGGGCUAACCAUGGCGUUCUUGGCUUCGUUCGCUGCCUCUCAGGGAUGGCAUGUAAUCAAAUUAUUUCAUACUCUCUCAUCGCACGCCCGCUACUACGGCACCGACAGCGGGUAACCGGAGAGUGGCCCCGGUGUUCACGAUGCCACUAAACUUUGGACUCCUUGCUAUUUUGGAGGUUGUC